Drosophila virilis is the source of this 1814-nucleotide messenger RNA. Its product is annotated as neurofilament medium polypeptide. The record is from RefSeq and is a predicted model, not a curated record. NCBI's taxonomy places the organism in Eukaryota, Metazoa, Arthropoda, Insecta, Diptera, Drosophilidae.
GAUUUAAUUUAGAGUAUGAUAAUUGCGUGACAAUCAGCGACAUAUGGCCAGCAAUUUGAUGGCCUUGCCGCAGUUGCUCGCGCGGCAGCAAAGGGACAGGAACGGACGGACGCCAAGAGAAAAUUGUAGCCAAUUUAUUUGGUCAGGCUAUUUGCAAAGCUCUUCAGGAAUUGUGUCCAAUCAGUGCAUAUUUACAGCUUGACUCACAGAAAAGUCCGACAAAUUAGCGAUGAAUGUUAAGCAUCUAAGUUGGUUCACGCUAAGCCUGUUGCUGUUCCUGCGAGGCAGCGCUGCAAGCGAGCAGGAUCUGGAGCAGGGACAGGAUCAGCAUCAGGCGGCUGAAAUGACUGUGGAUAUGGAUAUGGCCACGACGCAUAUGAUGCACUCAUCAGCAACGGGCGGGCAGCUGGAAAAGUCCUUGGAGCAGGAGGAAACCAAAAGUAAACCGGAACCGGAACCAAAAUCAAGCAAGGCAACGGAAACAAAGGCAAUGAAACCAGAACCAGAAAUGGGUGAAGCAGCGGAUACCAAGUCAUUGGAGCAGCAGGACACCAAAAAGAAGCUUGAAGCGGAACCAGAAUUGAGCAGGCCAAAGGAAAGGAAAUCAAUGGAAAAGCAGGAAAAGGUAGCUGAAGAAAAGCCGGAACUAGAAGUGGACACAUCCAGAAAAAUAGAGUCAAUGGAACAGCCGGAAACUGAAACUGAACCGAGCCCGAAAACGGAACCAGAGUCGGCAAGGCAAGCUAAGGCUGUGGAGGACCAGGAAAAUCCAACUGAGCCGCCAGCCGAACCAGAGGCAAUUGCAUCAAUGGAGCAGCAAGCGGAUACAAAUGAAGCCGAACCGGAAACAGAAACGAGCAAGGGAAGCGAAACUAAGGCAAUGGAAGAGACGGAAAUUGCAACUGAGCCGCCAGCGGAACCGGAGACGAAACUUGAACCCAGCAAUGCAGCGCAGUCAGCAGAAGCCACACACUCCAUGGACUAUCAGGAUGAUGCAGCGGAGCCACAUGAGGCGACCAGUCCAGAGACACCAGCUCCAACGACGCCAGCUCCAACGACGCCAGCUCCAACGACGACAGCUCCAACGACGACAGCUCCAACGAUGCCAGCUCCAACGAUGCCAGCUCCAACGGCAGCUGAGCCCGCAGUAAAGCAAGUGAAUCUGUCGCUGCCCCUGCUGCCCAAUAGCUGCUUCAGCUGCUCCAGCUAUCGGAAUGGCAGCUGUCUGCGGCAGCCCGCGGAGCGUCAGCAGUGCCCGCCGAAUUCCAAACGCUUUGGAUGCUAUACGCUGUUCAAACGUGACACACAGCUGAUAAUGCGCGGCUGCACGGCGGACCUGACCGAGGAGGGUAAUAAAUAUUGCCGCCAGGAAACGGAGCUCUGCAAGCUGUGCACCGGUCCGCUCUGCAACAAGGAGCUGGCUGCAUUGGCCAGUGCAGCUCCGAUCCUGGGCAGCUUAACCAUCUGGCUUCUAUGCUUUAUAGCUGCGUUGGAGCAAGUCUAAAGGCAGAGCUGGAGUCGCUUUAGCUUAGCUUUUAAGCAAGUGUUGGAUAAUUUUGAAAGUCUUAAAGUAAAAUAGCUAAACUAGAAUACCCUGUAAAAAUAGUUUAACAAGCAUAUCCCGUAUCGUAUACCCUCUACUGUUGUAUUUCUACUAUAUAUUACUUCAAAUAGCCUCUAUGAAUGGUAUAACAAUCGGUUCAAUAAUCUUGUUGAUAUAGAUAAGCAGCUAAUUAUCUAUUAUUUAUUAAUGAUAACGAAAACCUUGCGAACAACAAGCUAAUAAAGUAUUUGCAAUUGCUGAAAGUAUUUAA